Chanos chanos (milkfish) is the source of this 4410-nucleotide messenger RNA. RefSeq names its product zinc finger MIZ domain-containing protein 1. The record is from RefSeq and is a predicted model, not a curated record. Lineage: Eukaryota; Metazoa; Chordata; Actinopteri; Gonorynchiformes; Chanidae. Gene Ontology annotation, cellular component: chromatin. Gene Ontology annotation, biological process: regulation of transcription by RNA polymerase II; protein sumoylation. Gene Ontology annotation, molecular function: zinc ion binding; SUMO ligase activity. The transcript is spliced from 23 exons. The coding region runs from base 236 to 3457 and encodes 1073 amino acids.
CGCUCAUUCUUAAUUCUUGUGACGAGAGAAGGGAAGAUAUUUCAAAACAAGACGGGAACGAACACAGAGGACUUGAUCCUAUUAUUAUUUCUGGUCGCUCGGCUUAAAUCGGUGAAACUUGUGAUCGAUGGAGAUUUAAACACUGAGCUGCUGACUGCCCUUGAAAACAAGACAGAGAACACAGAGAGCCUGAGUUUGAUGGAAGGCAGGUAGAAGCUUGAGGUUGACCAGCAGAAUGAAUUCGAUUCCGUCCAUGGACAGACACAUACAGCAGACCAAUGACAGACUGCUCUGCAUCAAACAGCACUUACAAAAUCCUGCUAAUUUCCAGACAGCGGCCACAGAGUUGCUGGACUGGUGUGGCGACCCGCGAGCCUUCCAGCGACCUUUUGAGCAAAGCCUGAUGGGAUGUCUAACGGUGGUUAGCAGAGUGGCUGCACAGCAAGGGUUUGAUUUGGAGCUGGGUUAUCGGCUCCUGGCUGUAUGUGCGGCUAACAGAGACAAAUUCACCCCCAAGUCAGCCGCUCUCCUAUCGUCUUGGUGUGAGGAGCUAGGCCGUCUUCUCCUGUUACGUCAUCAGAAGAACCGACAGGGUGAAGCACCUGGCAAAGUCCCCAUGCAGCCACCAAUCAAUUCUAUGAAACCUUCACUCUCCCAUGGUGAUGGUUCUUUCCCUUAUGACUCGGUACCAUGGCAACAAAACACUAACCAAACACCUGGGUCGUUAUCUGUGGUCACGACAGUCUGGGGUGUGACCAACACAUCUCAGAGUCAGGUGCUGGGUAACCCCAUGGCCAACGCCAACAACCAUAUGAACCCCAGUGGUAACCCCAUGGCUCCAGGCAUGUCUGCAGGAAACCCGGGUAUGAACUCAGGCCAGUUUCCCGGCCAGCAGCAGCAGUUCGCAUCCAAAGGGAAUACCAACCAGCCCUAUAUGCAGCAAGGCGUGUAUGGACGGCCCAGCUACCCCGGGGGAGGGGGCUACGGGAACAGUUACCCCGGGGGUCCAAACACGCCCGGCGGCAUGGGUAUCCCUCCCCAAUCCCGCCCCCCUUCCGAUUUCAGCCAACCAGCCGCUGCCGCCGCCGCCGCAGCUGUUGCUGCGGCUGCUGCCACGGCAACUGCCACCGCCACGGCAACAGUGGCUGCCCUGCAGGAGACCCAGAACAAGGAUAUGAACCAGUAUGGACCGAUGUGUUCCUCUUUCCAGAUGGGACCAAACCAGCCGUAUGGAGGCCAGUUCAUGAACCAAGGCCCAAGGGGUCCACCUGCCCUCCCGGGAAACAUGAACCCAGGCAACAUGGGCGGGGGCAUGAACGCGCCCAACAUGACUGGCCCCAUGGGUAUGAACCAGCCCCGGGCCCAGGGGAUGGGUCCGUUUGGGCCCCACGGACAGCGGAUGCCCCAGCAGGGUUACCCUGGCCCCAGGCCUCAGUCCAUGCCCAUGCAGGGCAUGAAAAGGUCCUAUCCAGGGGAGCCUACCUAUGGAGGCCAGCAGUAUGGACCAAACGGCCAGUUCCCCAACCAGCAGGGGGGACAGUACCCCAACCCCAAUGCCUCAAGACCCCUUCCCUCUCCCAACUACCCUGGUCCAAGAAUGCCAACCCAGCAGAACCCUGGCCAGUACCCGCCCAUGGGCCAGUACUACAAGCAGGAGCCUUUCAAUGGGCAAAGUAAUAACUUCUCUGGCGGUGGCUUCCAGUAUAACCAAGGCAAUAUGAAUGGGCCCCCCCGGCCGGUUGGUAACUACCCCCACUCUCCUGUGCCUGGCAACCCCACACCACCUAUGACCCCAGGAAGUAGUAUUCCACCAUAUCUGUCCCCAAACCAGGAUGUCAAACCGCCCUUUCCACCAGACAUCAAGCCAAACAUGACUGCUCUUCCUCCACCUCCAGGUAACCCUAAUGAGGAGCUGCGGCUGACCUUCCCUGUGAGGGACGGGGUGGUCCUGGAACCCUUCCGGCUGGAGCAUAACCUGGCCGUCAGCAACCACGUCUUCCACUUACGGCCCUCCGUCCACCAGACCCUCAUGUGGAGGUCUGAUCUGGAGCUCCAGUUUAAAUGCUAUCACCAUGAAGACAGGCAGAUGAGCACUAAUUGGCCAGCCUCAGUGCAGGUCAGCGUCAAUGCCACGCCCCUCACCAUUGAGAGAGGAGACAAUAAGACAUCCCACAAGCCCCUUCACCUGAAACACGUCUGUCAGCCGGGGAGGAACACCAUUCAAAUUACUGUCACGGCCUGCUGCUGCUCACAUCUGUUUGUGCUACAGCUGGUGCACAGGCCGUCUGUGCGCUCUGUUCUUCAGGGCCUGCUGAAGAAGAGGCUGCUGCCAGCAGAGCACUGCAUCACCAAAGUGAAGAGGAAUUUCAGCAGUGUGGCAGCGUCCUCUGGGAAUGCCACUCUGAACAGUGAGGAUGGAGUGGAGCAGACAGCCAUUAAAGUUUCUCUCAAAUGUCCCAUCACCUUCCGCCGGAUCCAGCUCCCAGCGCGGGGUCACGACUGUAAACAUGUCCAGUGCUUUGAUUUGGAAUCAUAUUUACAACUGAACUGUGAACGAGGAACGUGGCGAUGUCCAGUAUGCAAUAAAACAGCGUUAUUAGAGGGAUUGGAAGUUGACCAGUACAUGUGGGGUAUUUUGAAUGCCAUUCAAAACUCAGAGUUUGAGGAGGUGACCAUUGAUCCGACGUGUAGUUGGAGACCUGUACCAAUCAAAUCAGAGCUCCAUAUUAAGGAGGACCCAGACGGGCCACUGGCAAAGAGAUUUAAAACCAUGAGUCCCAGUCAAAUGAUCAUGCCCAACGUGAUGGAGAUGAUCGCCCAGUUAGGGCCUGGACCCUCCCCCUACCCAAACCUCCCCUCCCAGCAAGGCGCCAGCAACAAUGAAUACAGCAACCAAGGCAACAACUACCAGGGUCAUGGAAACUUUGAUUUUCCCCAUGCUAACUCGGGCGGAGCCUCCAUGAAUGACUUUAUGCAUGGCCCCCAGUUGUCCCACCCGCCGGGCAUGCCUAAUAACCUCCUGACCCCCGACAAACCCCUCUCUCACAACAUGCCUGACACAGUACCUCAUCAUGUCAACACUGACCAGUCCCAUAACCCCUUGCAGCACAGCUUACAUGGGCCUCCUAACCCAGGCAACCAAUCAGGACAGCCAUUGCAUCAUGGCAGCCAAUCACAGCAGCCUGCUAGACCAACCCCACCCCAGCAACAGCAGCCUCCACAGCUGCAACAGCAACAAGCCACUCCCAACAGCCACCUGCACACAGAUCUACCCUUCAACCCCUCCACCAGCUUAGACGGCCAGGCCGGGGGACAAGGAGCAUCGGACAUGCCCGAGCCUUCCCUGGAUCUUAUUCCAGAGUUAGCAAACCCCGAUGACCUGUUGUCCUACCUGGAUCCCCCGGAUCUGCCCAGCAAUAGCAACGACGACCUUCUCUCCCUCUUUGAGAACAACUGAGGAGGAGGUGGGGGAGAGGUGCUGGAGGAGGAGCACUGGACCCAUGGAGGUCUGACCCUCACAACCUGAGACUUUUUUUUUCAGUACUUGACAAACACAAAGAUGCACUCCCUCUCUCUUCUUCCUCUUGUACAGAUUUAAAAAAAAACCAGCGCUGGCUUUGACUGAACCUUCUGGGCAACACACACACAUACACACACACACACACACACACACUCUGCCUUCACCCUGGUGGUCGUGUAGUGAUUCAAAAAUGAAAAAAAGAAAAGUGUGCAGCUAUAUUCGGUUUUGUUUUACAAGUCGCACAAAAACACAUGUGGACAUUAGGAAAUGUGUAGUAGCAUUUUUCUACUCUGUUUUGUUUCAUUUUGAUAAGAAAUAACAACAAACAAACAAAAAAAAAAAAAAGGGAAAAAGAAAAAAAAACCUGUCCAAUCUGGCCGGCGUCUGUAAUCCCAUUCUGUGUUGAUGUUCCAAUCUCUGACGGCCCAAACCACAGGCACUUCUCCAGAAAGACCAAUAGCACUGUUUUUUUAUCAGCAUCUGAGCAGUAUUGAAAAGCACAAGAGAUUACGGUAAUACAAUCAGAAUCACCUUAAAGGGAACACCUCUCACAACACAGUCACUAACACAGAUGGAAACGUACUUUUUAACCAGUUACUUGUCAAAAAAAACAAAAACAAAAACGGUUUGUGUGCGUUCAAAGAAGUUUCACAGAUUUCCGUCCAAUCUAAAAAUGCAUGGAUGUUGAUAAGGGAUUUUUUUUCAUAGUCUUUUCAUAUUAUCGUGUUUUUAAUUUAGGCUGGGGAAACGAACGAUGUCAGGCCAAACCUCACUGGUUUUUAGCAGGGAAAAAGAAUCACCUUGGUAAAGUGAAUGAAUGAAAAGAGGGGAAAUGUGAUGGAAAUUUGUGACCAUGUUUGAUAUAAACUUAAUGUAUUCAACACUAAAUU